CUCUGCGAGUGGUGCUGAUUGAUCUGGAGCAAGAGAGUCCUAUCCUUCUCUCUGUUCCACUGCCUUGCAAAUUGCAAGCAUUCUGGACGAAGAGGACGACAUCCCCUCUGUCAGAGGAAGCGUUCUUCCGCACCCCCGGAACUCAGAAGAAGAGGUAGUGGGGCUGUCACCGGAGAAAGUACCCAACAAUGAUUCGUUGGUUAAUAUGCACGGCGACACGACAGUCUGCAGAUGCUGUGUCCUCCAUAGCUACAACUGCAGUUUUUGCUCUUUUAGACAUUUUGGACGCCUUGCUCUGUUACAUUUACGCUCUCCUUGACGCCCUGUUAGAGGGGAAGGCGGGCUCUACUGUUUCCUGCUACUGCUAUGGGAAGCGAGAGAGGACAGAGAAGAGUUGCAGGACGUCCGAGACGAUCCAUGACAGGGGGAACCAGUGGAGGAAGUUGUUGAUGGGGGCGGAGGAGUUUCUGGGGCUUAACAAUCGAUCAACAGGAAAAGAAGGCGGAAAGGAGGCAUCUGUGAAACAGGGUGGUGGUUCCAAGGCCAAGGGCGGCCGAUGGUCGGACUGCAAUUGCGAGAGCUGCGUUUCCUGGGAAAGAGAAGAUGGGAGAAAACUUCAUGUGGUUGCAGAGAAGUCAACAUUGCAUCCAUUGGAAAAGGCCGAGGCCGUCAUCUUCUUGCACGGGUUUCAAUCUUCUUCGUCUCUGUGGACUGAGACGGUGUUCCCCAACCUUUCUGAAUCCGCUAAAGCCAACUACUUGUUCUUCGCCGUGGAUCUUCUUGGAUUUGGGGACAGCCCUAAGCCGAGGGACUCGCUUUAUAGAUUGGAAGACCAUGUUGAGAUGAUCGAGCGUUCAGUGAUCCAGCAGUUUAAUCUCGACUCCUUUCAUCUAGUGGCCCACUCAAUGGGUUGCAUUAUCGCAUUAGCCUUGGCUUCGAAGUACCCGAGUUCUACCAAGUCCAUCACGCUAGUUGCACCACCAUAUUUCUCGGCGUCAUCGGGAGAGAAGGCUAGCCGAAUUAUGAUGAACAGAUUAGCCGGAAAGAGACUUUGGCCGUUUCUAUCUUUCGGUUCUUCUGUAAUGACGUGGUAUGAGCACGUUGGCAGAACCAUCUGCUUCAUCGUCUGCAGAAACCAUAGGACAUGGGAACGGGUGUUCAAGUUUCUCACAAGAAAAAGGGAGGUUCCCUUCUUGAUAAGAGACCUGACAAGGCACACACACCAUUCAGCUUGGCAUACCAUGCAUAACGUCAUCUGCAAGGGAGCAGAGUAUCUCGAUUCUUACCUGCAGGAUAUCAGAACCGCUGAGAUUCCGAUCCUGGUGGUUCAUGGCAGCAAGGAUCAGAUAGUUCCUCUGGAGUGCAGCUUCCAUAUUAAAUCCGCAAUUCCUUUUGCAGAUGUGAGAACUAUACCAGGUGCCAAUCACGGGACGGUGAUAGUUGGUAGAGAAAUUCAUUUCACGAGGGAGAUAGAAGCGACAUGGGAUGCAUCCAGAGUGCGGAAACAAGAUUUGAGGACAUAACCAAGUCUUGCAGAUCUUUUGAGCCGAUUUUUUUAGUUUGCAUUUUUCCUCCCCCUCUCCAGUACUUAUGCAAUGAAAGACAGUCAUCAGAAUAGAUGCUUUGAGUUGGAUAGCGGAAUUCAUGGGUGCCUUCAGACAGUUACAUGCCUAUUAUGUAGCAAGAAGGAUAAACGCAUUCUGAGUAGAAAUGGACAUUCAGUAAAAGAAAGUGUAUAAGACCCUCUUGUAGCAACCACUUGACAUUUUGAGACAAAAACAUCAUGUAUGAUACUAUUGUUAUGAAAGAAUGUGAAUUAGGGACUAACUUUCUAUCAGCCACGAGUCCGACCAGUUAUGCCAGAUCUCUUGUAUUUAAAAAAUUUGAAGAUUACCAAACACUCUCGUAUAA
Nymphaea colorata (pocket water lily) is the source of this 1911-nucleotide messenger RNA. RefSeq names its product probable lysophospholipase BODYGUARD 4. The transcript is spliced from 4 exons. The record is from RefSeq and is a predicted model, not a curated record. Bases 189 to 1523 code for a protein of 444 amino acids. Lineage: Eukaryota; Viridiplantae; Streptophyta; Magnoliopsida; Nymphaeales; Nymphaeaceae.